This is a messenger RNA of Suillus bovinus, 342 nucleotides long. RefSeq lists its product as uncharacterized. The record is from RefSeq and is a predicted model, not a curated record. The transcript has 2 exons. Lineage: Eukaryota; Fungi; Basidiomycota; Agaricomycetes; Boletales; Suillaceae. The coding region runs from base 1 to 342 and encodes 113 amino acids.
AUGCCUCUUGCAAAGGAAAAUGCCUUCAGCUUUGUAGACCCCAAAGUCAUUCUCAGAGCAUCUCACAUUAUACCUACCUUUUCUAGAGGCCAGCGUAGUCCUGACGGAAAUGGUCUUUCCCCUCUUGUGAAAGAUAAGGAUGACUGGCACAAGUAUUACAUCAACAGGGAAGAAAGUCUCAGGGAAAUUGCUGAAGGUGAGGAGGAUGAAGAGGAUGAAGAGGAGUAUGUUUGCAUCAAGGAGUUGACUUGUUUUCAGCAAGAACAAAAUGGAAGCACAGAAUCGCUCGUAGGCGCGCUUGACAAGAUGUUUACUAAUCACGAGUAUGAUUAUGAAAACUAA